UUUAAUCGAAACAAUUGAGAAAAAAUUUCUAACGCAUAUUUUCAGUGUUUCGAUUUUAUUUUUAUUUUUUUGUUUACUAUUUCUCUGACACGCCAAUUUGAACUUGUUGAUUCAAGCUCUAGACCGGUUUCUCCCUCUCUUUCUUAGAAAACAAAAUAUAAUAAAUUAAGGUUAGAUUGAUGUGUCGCACUGCCUCGCACUUACAAAGGCUCAAUACCGAUUAAAGAAAAGUUUUAUUAUUAAAAAUAAAUCCCAGUUAUUAUUUGUUUAAAAAAAAAAUGGAAAAUAAUUAUAAUGAUGGUGAUGAUGAUGAUGAUGAAGUAACAAUAAUUAAAGUUGUGAAUAAUAGUGUUGUUAUUGAUGAAAAUCAGCAACAAGUGAAUGAUGAAAUUGGAAAUAAUUUUGAUGUUGAUGAAAAUCAACAACAAUUAAAUGAUGAAAUUGAAAAUAACGUUGACAUUGAUGAAAAUCAACAACAAGUAAAUAAUGAAAUUGAAAACAACGUGGAUGAACACCGUGGGGAAAAUCAACAAGAUGAAAAUAAUUAUCAUAAUACAUCUGGAAAUGAAGAGUAUGAUCAAAUGGUGCUGCUUCAAAGUUACGAUAUCGUGCCAAAUGUUGAAGACAUAACAUGUCCAAUAUGUAUGGAUGUUUAUGGACCAGCAGAAGCUGUUGUUCUCAAAGAUUGUCUUCAUUCAUUUUGCUGGGAUUGUUUGCAAAACACAAUUCAACAUUCAGAAACACCAGAAGUACGUUGUCCAUUUGUUGGUGAUGUGAGUGCUUGUGAAUCAAAUCUACGUGAACGAGAAAUUAAAGCAUUGGUAAGCCCAGAAGAAUUUGAAAAACAUUUGGCUAAAUCAGUAACACUUGCUGAAAAUAAAGCUGGUAAAAGUAGCUUUCAUUGUCAAACACCAAAUUGUCCAUACUGGUGUUUUGUUGAUGAUAAUAAUGGUGAUUUUAUUUGUACAAUUUGUAAUAAAACAAAUUGUUUAAAAUGUCAAGGUGUACAUGAUGGUAAAACAUGUGAAGAAUAUCAAACAGAAAUUCAGGCAGCAAGUGCAAGUAAUACUGAUGCAAAAAUGAGUGAUGAUAGUAUUAAAGAAAUGUUGAAAAAUGGUACAGCAAUGAAUUGUACUACUUGUAAUGCUGUUUUGCAAAAAAUAAGUGGAUGUGAUCACAUAACUUGUGCUGCAUGUAAAAGUCACUUGAAUUGGCGUGGUAUUGGAUCAGCAUAUUGGCAAAAACGUCAUGGCAAAAUUGCUACACCAAAUCAUAGAGGCGUUAUGUCAAACGCUGAAAGAGCAAGAAUGACAAGAAUGAAUAAUAUGCUACGUCAUCACAUUGAUAAUGUUGACAGACGAAUUGAAACAUUAAAUAGUGGUGUAAUGAUAGCAAAUGUUGUUCCACAUGCGUCACAUCAAACAGGAAAUAUUAUAAGACCAGUAAGACUCAAUAAUACACCACCAACUUUCAAUCAACUUGGCAAUGCUGGUGGACCAAUUGGUCUUCCAAUUCGUGGACCAGUUGGUCUUCCAAUUCGUGGACCAGUUGGUCUUCCAAUUCAUGGACCAGUUGGUCUUCCAAUUCAUGGACCAGUUGGUCUUCCAAUUCGUGGACCAAUUGGUCUUCCAAUUCAUGGACCAGUUGGUCUUCCAAUUCAUAGACCAGUUGGUCUUCCAAUUCGUGGACCAAUACGAGCAAGAGAUGAAGGAACACGAUUCAAUGCUAGAGAUACCAGUGAACCAUAUUGAUCAUUUUAAAAAUAAAAUAUCAUUUGAUAUAAUUAUGUGAUUGUCUAAAUUGUUUUUAAUAAAAAUCAUCAAUAUAUUUUAAAAUAUCAUAUUGCUAGUUAUUUUAAUUAUUAAACUGGUAUUUUAAAAAAUUACUCAAUUUAAAUAUAAAUGUAUGACAUUUUUUUUUUUUCUAUUCAUAAAUCUUUUUACUAUUAAAUAUGUUUAAUUAUAUUUUAAUAAUAAUUUUGUAAACAAAUAAAAUAUUUUUUUUUUCAUUUCAAUAAAUAAU
This is a messenger RNA of Aphidius gifuensis, 2022 nucleotides long. RefSeq lists its product as uncharacterized. Gene Ontology annotation, biological process: protein linear polyubiquitination; proteasome-mediated ubiquitin-dependent protein catabolic process. Lineage: Eukaryota; Metazoa; Arthropoda; Insecta; Hymenoptera; Braconidae. Bases 279 to 1751 code for a protein of 490 amino acids. The transcript is spliced from 3 exons. Gene Ontology annotation, molecular function: ubiquitin-protein transferase activity; ubiquitin binding. Gene Ontology annotation, cellular component: LUBAC complex. The record is from RefSeq and is a predicted model, not a curated record.